AUGACGCGCGAACGUAAGAUCCCGCUUUGGGACAAGGUCCCUGAUGGCGUCCAAGUUCUCGAUCUCGAAAACGAACCCGACAACUACGACUUUACCAAUUUUGAACAAGAAGAAGUCAAGGUUAAGGUCGAGCCUGCACCUGAAGCCAGCACAGCCCCAGAUUUGGGCAACAGUAUUCUCCAACGAAAGCAGAAUGCAUCACCUCAGCAACCCACAGACAUGGAAGCUCUCAAUGCCCAGCAACAAGCCCUCUUCGCGCAGUUUGCCGCCAGUUACGAGAAUCACGACGACGAACAAGUUCCUUCGGACCACGAAGAGGAAUUCCAGGAUCCCAUCCAACAAGAACUCGAAUACAUGCAGGCCAAAGAUGCGUACGAGGCAAAGCAGCGAAGCGGAGAGCUCACGCAAGAGGACGAAUACGAAUUCAUGAAGAAGGAGUCUGCUUACACCAAACGCAAGCGUGAAUUCGAUGCUCUCCUGAGCGACGAUGAGGACCCUUUGUUUGAGCCUCCCAACAAGCGGCCAAAGAAGAAGUCCAGAGCUAAGGCGUCUACCGCUUCCAGAUCGGCACUUCCCAACCUUGGGGCUCAUAACGAGUUCUGGGAGAAUGCUGACGCCGCGGAACAUAUGAACACGGAACCCGACUACGAGGAAAUCGCGGUCGGAGGUGGAGGUCGCGCCGCUGCCAUAAAGGGUCUUGGCGGUCGUGUUGGCAGACGUGCUGCUCGUCUGGACAUGAAGCGCUUCAAACAAGCGACCAGAUCAUUUACCGGCAAGAAAGGACAUACCCUGAAUGCCAGAAGUAUCUUGCCAGUCACAGGCGGAUGGAAGGUCAAAGGUAUGACCACACCCCUCAAGAAUUACCAGGUGAUCAACUCCGCCUGGAUGAGGACUCGCGAGAUGGGUGCAAAUGAGCCUAGAGGAGGUAUCAUUGCCGAUCAAAUGGGAUUGGGCAAAACCGUGACUUGCAUCGCCAACAUCGUCAACGGAAGACCCCUAAAGGGCUUUCCCAGUCAUUUACGACCAAAGUCUCACACUACUCUUAUUGUUGUGCCAACCAACCUGGUCAACCAGUGGAGAACAGAACUCAGACGCCACACCAUCAGAGAGUUGAGACGUGAGACAUGGGGGCUCGGCAUGGUCAAAGUAUUCAGGGACAGUCAGUCCGCAGAGCUCGAUCCUGCUGAGUUCAAAAGACAUGAUGUUAUUCUGACCACAUACCAUGACGUGAGGGUCAGCUGGCCAGACUGCCACUUUCCUGAAGGUCUCUCUGAGGCUGAAAGAGAAGCUUACUUCAUGGAGAACUUUUACAACAAGAGAGGACCCCUUCACAGGCAUAAUUUUCUCAGAAUUGUGCUUGAUGAAGGCCAUCAAAUCGCCAACCCUGACACUCAAACUGCUAAAGCUUGUUUCAACCUAGUCGCUGAUCACAAGUGGAUUUUGACAGGCACCNCCGUAAGUCAUAUCUGGAAUCACAGUUCACACACAAAAGCUGACCACAUGUUUAGGAUGAUAAACGGGAGUAAGGACCUUUACAGCUUGCUGCACUUUAUCGGCCAUCCGACAGUCCAGAGAACGAAGUUUGAAUCGUUUAAAUCUCGCUUCUGCAACAUGAAGAACCCCUCGAGCUUGGAUUCACUUAGCCAAGAAAUGGUUGAGAGCGUUGCCUGCUUUACUCACAAAGACAAAUUGUUCGAUGCCAGGCUCAUUACGCUUCCGAAGCCACACAACAGAUCCCUUACACUAAAUCCUACAAAGCUCGAACUCGAAAUCUACAACGUUGUUCGCGCCCGGUUCAAGCAGAGAGCACAAAUCCUCAACGAACAAGGAGAGCUGAGAACAAACAAGUUCCAUUUGUGGGCGAUGUACACUCUAUUGCGCCAGAUGACAGCCCACCCUUUGCUAGUUCCUGCCAAAGUUUCUGAUUACCUGGAACUGGAGGAUUUCGAAAAGCUCGAAAAGGCGGUUGAGCGACAAAUCGCCUCUGGUGAGACUGCAGUCAGCACGAUCCACGCCUUCCGAUCCACCAUGAAAGCACGUCGUACACGCACUGAGAUCCGAGUCGCUAACGGUGUUACGCUUGAUGCAAGCGAAACGUCACCCAUUGACGACUACGACGAGGGGAUCGAUGAGGUCGAAGAGCUGAGAGCGCCCGAAGUCAUCAAGAAAAACAAGAAUACAAAAGGCACUGGUGGCAAACACGGCAAAAAGUUGCCCUUGCAGGCUNACGUCGAAGCGAUCAAACGCAGCACGAACUUCCACAUCCUUGGCGAUCGCGCAAGAUGUUGCAAAUGCAACCGCCCUGCUACCAAUCCUGUGAUGGCACCAUGUUACCACAUCUAUUGCUAUCUCCACUUGGACGAUAUGAUGCACGAAACUGCUGCCACCAGUGGUGAUGGUCCAAUGCGCACCAUGUGCAUCAAACCAGACUGCGGCAAAGAGAUCAAGAAGACCUCAGUUGUCGACCCGGAAGCCGCGUCAAAAGCCAAGUGGCUUGAUGGCGGCGGUAACGUGCUUCCUUCUACCAAAACCCUCGCCGUCAAGUCUCAAAUCCUCAAUUGGCUGGACCCAAAGAGUGGUGGUGAUGCUGAUGCGAAGUGCAUCAUUUUCUGUCAGUGGAAGACUUUCUUAAACAUGCUGAGUACCAUUUGCGAGUCCGAGAACUGGGAGUACGUAACUCUCCAUGGCACUUUGAGCAAGAGUGCUCGGGAAGAGAAUAUCGACAAGUUCAAGAAUGAGCGUAAGAUCAAGAUCUUGAUCGCUACACUCAAGACCGGCGGGCAAGGCCUGAAUCUCACCUGCGCUAGAUACGUUCUGAACGUUGAUCCAUACUGGAACAGCGCUGCGGAAAUCCAAGCAUUUUCUAGAGUUUACCGCAUUGGACAGGAAUAUGAGACCGAAUUCGUCAACCUCACACUCGCUGGCACCAUUGAUGAGCACCUGAACCAAAUUAAGGAGCGCAAGNAAAAGGAAAUUGAUCAGGUCAACGCUGGUCACAAGAAAUUGAGCAUGAAGGACUUGCUCAAGACGUUUGAGCCUCCGGAGGAGGACAACAGCGAAGAAGUUAACUCAGAAUAA
Aureobasidium musti is the source of this 3078-nucleotide messenger RNA. NCBI's taxonomy places the organism in Eukaryota, Fungi, Ascomycota, Dothideomycetes, Dothideales, Saccotheciaceae. The record is from the annotation of a GenBank genome assembly.